Messenger RNA from Malania oleifera, 3579 nucleotides. RefSeq lists its product as uncharacterized. NCBI's taxonomy places the organism in Eukaryota, Viridiplantae, Streptophyta, Magnoliopsida, Santalales, Ximeniaceae. Bases 114 to 863 code for a protein of 249 amino acids. The record is from RefSeq and is a predicted model, not a curated record. The transcript has 6 exons.
GGAGCGCACGCCAACUAGUUACACUCGAAGGAAACUUCGGCUUCGCACUGUUCAUUCUCCUGUCUGGAGCUACCAAUCAGGCGGGGGGAUUUCUGCUAUGAAGCAGUACAUCAAUGGCCUUCGCACUAAGAUUACUACGGCCGGUUAGAGCUUCUCUCUCUGUGACCGCCGCUCCUCUCUUCCCUCUUCCACGAAGCCUGUUUCGUGGACAAUCGAACCCUCUACAAACAUGGAUUAGGGGUCUUGAACCUGUUCUACAGAACCGCGUCUCAAAUAUUCAAUGUAAAUUAAACACACAGGGAAUCUGCAUUUCCCCAGGCAAUAUAUUAAGAAUGGGGAGUCUUAUUUGUGCAUCAGUUGUAAUUGGAUCAAUCAAUGUUCGGCCACGUGUUGCACACGCUAUGGAUGGUCUUGAUAUUUUGGUGGAUGAUCAUAAUGAAAAAAUGCUGGGCACUUCAAACCUGGAAGAAGAUCAGUGUGCAUUUUCGGCAUUCAUAAAGAAAUUUUGGCUGCCUGUUGUUUUCUUGGUAACAGUGUUGAUGAAUUGGGAUCAUCCUAUUGUUCUUGCAGCUAAAGUUAUUCUAAUUCUCCUUGGUACAAAGCCAAGUCCUUUGUCAGUUUACAUUUUUGUUGAACAGUUUCGCAGUCAAGCCAUGCUUCAAGAUCCUCUAUUGCACAAGUUCAAAUCAUUACACGCCAAAAAAGUUGAAGUUGAAGACUAUAAGGUUCUCUGCCUAGCUAGAAUUGAAUUGAGAGAUCAGAAGUUCACUUUGAUUGGAAUUCUGGGCAGUUGGUGGGUUUUGCCUCCAUCUCCACUUCAGGGAGCAUUUUCUGCUCUGAGCAAAGCUCUGAAGAAUUAUUGAGAAACCAAGGUAACCCAACUGUAGUGAAAAUUUGGUGCUAAUCUCAGUUGUAGUUGCCAUGCUCCCUCAAACUCUCUCUCUGGUUGAAGAAUACAUAGUGAUUUUUGUGUUAGUCUUCAGGCUAGUUAGCUAGAGGCUUGUUUUUGUUCUCUCUUUCCUCUUUUUUUUUUUUUUUGUAUCAAUUUAAAAUAAAAAAAAUAUUUUCUGCUGAAUAUCUUACUAGGACAGAAAUAUGUGCUAACAUGUUCGAUUCAGUCCAGCAAAUUAUUUUUGAGCAAUUUGUAUCAGAGACCUCACAUUUUAUGAAAUAAUGAUUUAUCUGGGACCAUGAGUCCACAAUAAAUGAAUUAGUUAAACCUAGAUCAUUUCUUUUCAUUGCUCUUUUAAGUUGAUUGAAAAUUUUCUUGCAGAACUGGUUGCUUUUAUCAAGAGUGCUGCAUUGUUAAUCAAUUCUUGUUAGCAUUCCAGCUGUGCCUCCUUGCUUGAUCUGCUGAUCUUUAAUACUAUGCAUCAUAAAUGAUGCAUCAACCUGUUCCUAUCAUAUUGUUAUGGGUAAACAAUUGAAUUUACUAUAAUGCACAUUGAGGAUGGUGCUUUAGGUUCCAAAAGUACAUGAUUAUGAAAACAAUUUUAGAGAGCUGGAUACAAAAACUUAACUGCGGAUAGGCCAGUCUUCCCUCGACUCAAAUCUUAUUCUAGGCAUACAUUGCCUUUCAUUUUCAAAUUUGGCUUCUGCAAGAACCUUAAUUUUUAUUUUUCAUUUUUCCGCUCCCUUCAGCCAGGUAAAAUUUCUGCAAGAUUCUAUUUCUUAUUAUAGCAACCAUAUUUCUUUAAUUCUGACUGUGUACUGUUGUCGGUCACAUAAGCUCUCUUAAGUGACUCAGUGGAUCUUAGGCAUGGAAGGAAAAUAAUGGACAUAUCUUCCAUUUUAGGAUCUCAACCAAGGAGGUGGUAAUCUUCUUCUCUGAUUGUAUUUGAAUCCCAAGAAGGUCCGCAGAACAUGCCACCCGAUUGUGGGAAGUACAUGGUGGUGAGGGAAAGGGUGCAGACAAUCAUCAUAAGACCCAUGAGAGAUAUUCCUGUCUGUGUUGAGUAUCUAGAGCCUGAAAAUAGAAGAAACUGGGUAAUAACUGCCCCCAUAGUCCCGCCACUCCCUGUCAUGCCUGAUAUUACUCCAAGUGACCUAGUAUUGUUGCCCACAUGGAAAAAAAAAAGGAGAACUUCAGUCAAAUAUUAUCAGGCUAAAAGAAAAAACAUAACAUGAAGUGCACAACAAGAAAGAAUGAAAUAAAAGAGAGAAGCAUUAACCAAGAUCUAAUAGUUGUACUUUCUUCAGAUUUUAUUUGUGAAAAAGGGCAUAAUUUUUACAUAAUCUAAUUAUAGGAUAAAAGGGGUGUCCCCGAGCCAUAAGGCUCCUUGGUUUGCAUGGAUAGGGGCAUGUCGUCAGAGUGUAUUUAGCCUUACCCUUGCUUUUAUGUAGAGAGGUUGUUUCCUUGUACUUGAACAGUUGAACCUGUGACCAACUGGUUAGAAAGGAGCGGCCUUAUUGUUGAUCCAAGGCCUGCCCUCUAUUUAAGUAUAGAAUAUUUAAUUAUUGUAGAAAAAUAGUACUUGGGAUUUGCUAGGACAAUAAAAGGGGGUAGAUAUGAUAGUGCCAGAAAUAAUCCUAAUGUUUUUCUUUGCUUUUACUCCAAUUGACUCUCACUUUAGUCUUUGGCUGCAGCUUGCAGGCAUGGGUCCUUUUCUGUAGAUGUAGUUUUGUACUUGUUACCAAGUAUGCUUCAAAGCAUUCUCAUUUCUUUUGCAGUCCGGUAAUAGUUGAUUAUGCCAUCUAACAUGGUUCAAUCUGCCUUUGUCCAUUCCCCUUCACCUACCUGAUCUGAACUUUUAUGUGAAGCAUUUCAUUGGUUUCUCUGAUAUUUUCUAGUUUGCUUCAAAUCAAACUUACACUUAACUUGAGAUAUUUGUCAUGAUUUUGUGUGUGAAGGAGAAAAUAAAAUAUACAGUGAAUCAAUAAACACAAAUUUGACUUUACAUACCAUUAGCUAUUUAUUUUACUUAAUUAUUGAUAAUAUUUUAAAAAAUAUUUUUUCUUAGUAGUAUCUGAUAGCGACAAAAUACAAUAAAAAAUUGAUUCCCUUCAUAUUUUCUUUUCCUUUUAUUUUUCUUAAACGAAAUCCUUGUUCUAAACUAAGUUAAGAAAAAAAAAGUUUCACAUGACAUGCUUUAGUCUAAUUUUAUUCUAAAAUUUACUGUUUUAUGUUAUAAUUUAUGAGUUGAUUAAUUCUGCCUACUUAUCCUUGAAAAAAAAAAAAUACAAAACUAAACAGAGAUUUUCCUUGUAAAGAAAAACGUUUGCCAGACAGAAUCAUCACACCAGUGGACUGCAAAUCUGAAGCAGGGCAUGAAUUGCUGAUGUAUUUGCAUUCUGAAAUCAUCCCCAGCUAUGGUAUGAUAAUAUAUAUAUAUAUAUAUAUAUAUAAAAUUCGGUUCGUUUGAUUGCGUUGCAUCGCCCCUUUCAAUACAAAAAAGAAAAGAAAAGAAAAGGGAUUUAUCUACUUGGUUUCAUUAUUUGAUGCAUUUUAUGUUGAUCAAAUUGUUUGUAAAUUAAUCAAAUUCUUGUAUUAAGGCCUAUUUAUCUCCUUUCAAUCUACUUGCCAUUGUGUGUAAUAUAUUUUUAUAUAAUUUUAGUAGUUUAAUUUUUUUAUAUGUUUAA